Molecule: messenger RNA, 747 nt
Organism: Mesitornis unicolor (brown roatelo)
Lineage: Eukaryota; Metazoa; Chordata; Aves; Mesitornithiformes; Mesitornithidae
Gene: NHLRC1
Product: NHL repeat containing E3 ubiquitin protein ligase 1
Exons: 1
Biological process (GO): protein polyubiquitination; proteasome-mediated ubiquitin-dependent protein catabolic process; negative regulation of translation
Molecular function (GO): translation repressor activity; ubiquitin protein ligase activity; protein binding
Source: RefSeq, a predicted model, not a curated record
GAUGGCAAGAAGAGGAUCCACAUCUUUGGGCCGAGCGGAUCCUGCCUGCAGCGGUUCGGGGAGCGGGGGGACGCGGGCAACGAUAUCAAGUACCCGCUUGAUGUGACGGUCACCUCGGAUGGGCAUGUGGUGGUCACCGAUGGUGGGGACCGCUCCGUGAAGGCCUUUGAUUUUGAGGGAAAGGGGGUCCUGGCUGUGCGGGAAGGCUUCUGUUUGCCCUGGGGCUUGGAUGCCACCCCCGACUGUGAAGUCAUCCUGACAGACUCAGAGGCAGGCACUCUCUACCGCUUGACAGCCGACUUCAAGAAGGGGAAAUUAAAGAAGUGUCAGAUAAUUCGGUCGCAGCUCAUCAGCCCGCGGGGGGUUGCAGUCUCCCAGACCUCGGGUGCUAUUGUGGUAAUAGAGCAUCUGAAAGCUCAAGGACUGAACAGCGGCAGCACCCGAGUGAAGAUAUUCAGUGCAGAGAUGGAUCUCCUCAGCCAGAUGGAUAGCUUCGGACUGAACCUUGUUUUCCCUUCCAAAAUAUAUACUACAGCUGUGGCCUUUGACAAAGACGGCCGUAUUAUAGUAACAGAUAUCUGUAGCCAGGCCGUAAUAAGUUUAGGGAAACCUGAGGAGUUUCCCACCUUUAACCCUCUAAUUAGCCACGGACUUUCUUACCCUGUAGGACUGACCUAUAUGGCAAACAAUUCCCUCGUCGUUUUAGACAGCGGUGAUCAUUCAGUAAAAAUAUAUAGCUCCACCUGA